Coregonus sp. 'balchen' is the source of this 6915-nucleotide messenger RNA. The record is from the annotation of a GenBank genome assembly. NCBI's taxonomy places the organism in Eukaryota, Metazoa, Chordata, Actinopteri, Salmoniformes, Salmonidae.
AUGCCAUUUCAGACACUUUUUGAUUUGACAGCCAGCCAGUCAAUCAGCCAGUCAGCCAGCCAGCCAGUCAAUCAGCCAGUCAGCCAGCCAGCCAGCCAGCCAGUCAAUCAGCCAGCCAGCCAGUCAGUCAGCCAGCCAGCCAGCCAGUCAGUCAGCCAGCCAGCCAGCCAGCCAGCCAGCCAGCCAGCCAGCCAGUCAAUCAGCCAGUCAGCCAGCCAGCCAGCCAGCCAGCCAGUCAAUCAGCCAGCCAGCCAGUCAAUCAGCCAGUCAGCCAGCCAGCCAGUCAAUCAGCCAGUAAGUGGUCCUAGUAGUCCUACUCUCAUAUAGAACAUAAUCAACUCAUGCAAACAUUAGUUAAUCAGCUCCUCCUCAGUGAUGUGGUGUUAUAGAGAGAGUUCCUUAACAUGACAAACUACAGUAGAGCCUGUCUCUGCUACAGUGUGCAUCAAGCCAGGCAGGCGUAUCUGCAAGUAACAGGUUCUUCUCCGGCUACCAGACGCACAGCGAUGAUGUCAUCAAGCUUCAGAGGCAUGCUCAUUGGACCCUCCCACAGCAUAUCCAUGGUAACCUCCUGCCAUGCCAACGGAACAGAGCAGGGUUCGGAGUUCGGAGUUCAUCGGCAGCCCCAGUGGUUCUGCUACAACACCUCACUGACACAUCCCAGACGUCAUAUCUUUCUGGAAGAGAGAAAUAAGUUACAAGAGAGUGCGAGGAUGAAACGGAUUCAACAUUCACUUCAUUUGUUUCCAGCAAAACUUGCAACUAUGCUCCAUUAGGUAGUAUUUCAUGACAACUGUUUGGUCAAGCCAGGUGUGAACUCCUGUGUCAGCGGAGAAGGAGUUUGGCACAGUGACAGGCUGGCAAACUGAGCUGAGCUUCACCUUGGUGAGAGGACCAUCACUACUCUCAAGGUCAACCUGCUAAACACACCCAGGCUGAUGGUCUGAUAAUACACACUGGCUGUCAGUCUAUUAGGACAAGGUCAACCUGCUAAACACACCCAGGCUGAUGGUCUGAUAAUUCACACCGGCUGUCAGUCUAUUAGGACAAGGUCAACCUGCUAAACACACCCAGAGAACACACAGCCAGGUUGCUAGGCACCAGCCUUCCUUCCAUCGACCAGUAGCAGGGCAGCACCAAGACCCCCAGUAGUCCUGGUCCUUGUUGCUACUGUUUUUGUUACUUUUCUGUUGCCUAGGAGAUCUAUACUAGACAAGAGCUGGGCCUGCAGGAACAAAUACGCUCCCCCACCUCUCCCCCACCUCUCCCCCACCUCCUCCUCCCCUCCACCUCUCCCCCACCUCCUCCUCUCCUCCCACUCUUCUCCCCCACCUCCUCGAUCUCCCCCACCUCUCCUCCCUCUCCACCUCUCCCCCACCUCUCCCCCCCACCGCUCCCCACUCCUCCUACCUCCUCUCCCCCACCUCCUCCUCUCCCCACCUCUUCCCCCUCCUCCUCCGCUCCCCCAGCUCUCCUCCACCUCUUAUCCUCCAACCUCUCCUCCCUCCCCCUCCCUCCCCCCCCUCUCCUCCAUCUCUUACCUCCACCUCUCCCCCACCUCGUCCUCCCACCUCUCGCCCCACCUCGCCUCCCCCCACCUCCCUCCGCUCCACCAACCCUCUCAUCCCCCUCUCCGCCACCUCUUCCCCCCACCCCCACCUCUCCCCCAUCUCUCCCCCACCUCCUCCUCUCCUCCACCUCUCCCCCCCCUCCUCUCUCCACCACCUCUCCCCCACCUCUCCUCCACCUCUCCCCCACCUCUCCUCCAUCCUCUCCUCCCCCCUCUCCCCCACCCCCCCUCCUCCCCCCCCUCUCCCCACCUCUCCCCCACCUCCCUCCUCUCCCACCUCUCCUCCCCCCUCUCCUCCACCCCCCCCCCCCACCUCCCCUCUCCCCCAUCUCUCCCCCACCUCCUCCUCUCCUCCACCUCUCCCCCCUCUCCUCCUCUCCCCCCACCUCUCCCCCACCUCUCCCCACCUCCCUCCCCCUCUCCCCCACCUCUCCUCCACCUCUCCCUCCACCUCUCCCCCAUCUCUCCCCCACCUCCUCCUCUCCUCCACCUCUCCCCCACCCCUCCUCCUCUUCCCCCCCCCCCUCCCUCUCCCCCCCUCUCCCCCCCUCUCCCCCCUCUCCCCCCCCCUCUCCCCACCUCUCCCCCCUCUCCCCCACCUCUCCCCCACCCAUCUCCUCCUCCUCUCCACCCCCUCUCCUCCACCUCUCCCCCACCUCUCCUCCACCUCUCCUCUACCUCUCCCCCACCUUUUCCCCCCCUCCCUCCCCCUCUCCCCCCCUCUCCUCCCCCCCUCCCCUCUCCCCCCCCUCUCCUCCCCUCUCCCCACCUCUCCCCCCCCCUCCUCCCUCUCUCCCCCCCCUCUCCCCCACCUCUCCCCCCCCUCUCCCCCUCUCUCCACCCCUCUCCUCCCCUCCCCCCCCCCCCUCUCCUCCCCCCUCCUCCCUCUCCCCCCCUCUCCCCCCUCCCCAUCUCCCCACCUCUCCCCCACCUCCUCCCCACCUCUCCCCUCUCCCUCUCCCCCCCCUCUCCUCCACCUCUCCUCCCCACUCUCUCCCCCACCUCUCCUCCUCUCCUCCACCUCUCCCCCACCCCUCCUCUCUCCCCCACCUCUCCUCCACCUCUCCCCCACCUCUCCCCACCCUCUCCCCCACCUCCCUCCACUCUCUCCCCCACCUCUCCUCCACCUCUCCCCCACCUCCUCUCCCCCACCUCUCCUCCUCCCCCUCUCCACCACCUCUCCUCCACCCUCUCCCCCACCUCUCCCCACCUCCUCCCCACCUCUCCUCCAUCCUCCCCCACCUCUCCUCCCCCACCUCUCUCCUCCACCUCUCCCCCACCUCCCUCUCCCCUUCCCCCCCUCCCCCACCUCUCCUCCACCUCUCCCCCCCCUCAUCCUCCCACCUCUCCUCCACCCCUCCCCGCACCUCUCCCCACCUCUCCCCCCAUCCUCACCUCCACCUCCCCCCACCUCUCCUCCACCUCUCCCCGCUAUCCACCCUCCCCCUCCAUCUCCCCCCCUGCUCCUCCCCUCUCCCCCACCUCUCCCCCCCCCCUUUCCUCCAUCUCCUCCCCCUCCCCCCCCCUCUUCCCCCCCCCUCCCCCCCCAACCCUCCCCCUCUCACCUCCCCCCCCCCACCUCUCCUCCACCUCUCCCCCAUCCUCCACCUCUCCCCCCCUCUCCCCCCCCUCUCUCCCCCUCUCUCCCCCACCUCUCCCCCACCUCCUCCUCCACCUCUCCCCCACCUCUCCUCCACCUCUCCUCCACCUCUCCCCUCACCUCGCCCCCCUCCACCUCUCCCCCAAACUCCCUCCACCUCUCCUGCCACCCUUCCUCUACCUCUCCCCCCCCUCUCCUCCACCUCUCCCUGCCCCCAACCUCUCCCCCACCUCUCCUCCACUCUCCCCCACUCUCCCCCACCUCUCCUCCACCUCUCCCCAACCUCUCCCCCACCUCUCCUCCACCUCUCCUCCACACCUCCACCACCUGCUCCCCUACCUCUCCUCCACCUCUCCCCACCUCUCCUCCCCCUCUCCCCCACCUCUCCUCCACCUCUCGCCCCCACCCGUCAUCCCCCCCCCCCUCGUCCUCCACUCUCCCCUUUUCCUCCCCCCCUCUCCUCACCUCUCCCCCACCUCUCCUCCCCCCCGUCUAGAGUAUCCUCCCCCAUCUCCCCCACCGGUCUCCCCCCCCUCUCUCCCUUCGCCUUCUCUCUCUCCGUUAUCCACAGUAAUGACUACCAGGAGCUGGCCGAAGACAACUGUCUGUCCCUGGUGUGUACUGCUGACCAGAACCAGACUGAUCCCAUCUCCCUGGUGUGUACUGCUGACCAGAACCAGACUGAUUCCGUCUCCCUGCUCUGCUGUAUGGUGCUGAUAGAGGACUGAUUAAAUCUCCCUGCUCCGCUGUAUGGUGCUGAUAGAGGACUGAUUAAAUCUCCCUGCUCCGCUGUAGCUGCUUAUGAGGACUCUUAAUCUCCCUGCGCCACUGUUAUGGAGGCUGCUAGAGGACGGAUUAAAUCUCCUGCUCCAUGUAUGGAGGCUGAUAGAGGACUGAAUUAAAUCUCCCUGCCUCCUUGUAAUGGGAAAGGCUGAUAGAGUACUGAUUAAAUCUCCCUGCUCUAUUGUAGGGCGGCGGAUAGAGGACUGAUUAAAUCUCCCUGCUCCAUUGUAUGGAGGCUGAUAGAGGACUGAUUAAAUCUCCCUGCUCCAUUGUAUGGAGGCUGAUAGAGGACUGAUUAAAUCUCCCUGCUCCAUUGUAUGGAGGCUGAUAGAGGACUGAUUAAAUCUCCCUGCUCCAUUGUAUGGAGGCUGAUAGAGGACUGAUUAAAUCUCCCUGCUCCAUUGUAUGGAGGCUGAUAGAGGACUGAUUGAAAUCUCCCUGCUCCAUUGUAUGGAGGCUGAUAGAGGGACUGAUUAAAUCUCCCUGCUCCAUUGUAUGGAGGCUGAUAGAGGACUGAUUAAAUCUCCCUGCUCCAUUGUAUGGAGGCUGAUAGAGGACUGAUUAAAUCUCCCUGCUCCAUUGUAUGGAGGCUGAUAGAGGACUGAUUAAAUCUCCCUGCUCCAUUGUAUGGAGGCUGAUAGAGGACUGAUUAAAUCUCCCUGCUCCAUUGUAUGGAGGCUGAUAGAGGACUGAUUAAAUCUCCCUGCUCCAUUGUAUGGAGGCGAUAGAGGACUGAUUAAUCUCCCUGCUCCAUUGUAUGGGGCUGAUAGAGGACUGAUUAAAUCUCCCUGCUCCAUGUAUGGAGGGCUGAUAAGAGGGACUUAUUAAAUCUCCCUGCUUCCCUUGUAUGGAGGCUGAUAGAGGACUGAUUAAAUCUCCCUGCUCCAUUGAUGGGGCUUAUAGAGGAACUGAUUAAAUCUCCCUGCUCCAUUGUAUGGUGCUGCUAUGGGCUGAUUAAUCUCCCUGCUCCAGUGUAUGGAGGCUGAUAGAGGACUGAUAAAUCUCCCUGCUCCAAUUUGGAUGGAGGCUGAUAGAGGACUGAUUCAAUCUCCUGUCUCCAUUGUAUGGUGCGGCUAGGGACUGAUUAAAUCUCCCGUGCUCAUUGUAUGGAGGCUGAUAGAGGACUAUUAAAGCCCCUGCUCAUUGUAUGGAGGCUGAUAGGGGACUGAUAAAUCCUCCCUGCUCCAUUGUUGGUGCUGCUAGGGGACUGAUUCAAUCUCCCUUCGCCAUGUAUGUAGGCUGAUAGAGGACUGAUUAAAUCUCCCUGCUCCAUUGUAUGGAUGCUGCUAGGGGACUGAUUAAAUCUCCCAGCUCCACUGUAUGGUGCUGCUAGGGGACUGAUUAAAUCUCCCUGCUCCAUUGUAUGGAGGCUGAUAGAGGACUGAUUAAAUCUCCCUGCUCCAUUGGAUGGAGGCUGAUAGAGGACUGAUUAAAUCUCCCUGCUCCAUUGUAUGGUGCUGCUAGGGGACUGAUUAAAUCUCCCAGCUCCACUGUAUGGUGCUGCUAGGGGACUGAUUAAAUCUCCCUGCUCCAUUGUAUGGAGGCUGAUAGAGGACUGAUUAAAUCUCCCUGCUCCAUUGUAUGGAGGCUGAUAGAGGAAAUAGACAAGAGGGGAAAACAGGUAGAUGGAAAUAAAUGAAAACCUACAACUAAACUAGAAUGUUUUUUAAAGAUUUUUAAAAACGUAGAACUGCUUUAAAUCUAUUAUAAUGUUGCUUUACUUAAUCAAGGUUUAAACAAACAAUAGGCCUGAUCCAUCCCGUCAGCCUCUGAUGCUGCCAUAAUUUCACAGUAGCGCUCUCUCUCUCGAUUCAAUUCAAUUUAAGGGCUUUAUUGGCAUGGGAAACGUGUGUUAACAUUGCCAAAGCAAGUGAAGUAGAUAGUAAACAAAAGUGAAAUAAACAAUAAAUAUUAACAGUAAACAUUACACUCAGAAGUUCCCAAAGAAUAAAGACAUUUCAAAUGUCAUAUUAUGUCUAUAUACAGUGUUGUAACAAUGUGCAAAUAGUUAAAGUACAAAAGGGAAAAUAAAUCAACAUAAAUAUGGGUUGUAUUUACAAUGGUGUUUGUUCUUCACUGGUUGCCCUUUUCUUGUGGCAACAGGUCACAAAUCUUGCUGCUGUGAUGGCACACUGUGGUUUUUCACCCAGUAGAUAUGGGAGUUUAUCAAAAUUGGGUUUGUUUUUGAAUUCUUUGUGGGUCUGUGUUCUCUCUCUCUCUCUCUCUGGAUGAGGAGAGUGGGGUCAGAUGAGAGGUUAUCUAUGAAUGGAUGAGGAGAGUGGGGUCAGAUGAGAGGUUAUCUAUGAGUGGAUGAGGAGAGUGGGGUCAGAUGAGAGGUUAUCUAUGAGUGGAUGAGGAGAGUGGGGUCAGAUGAGAGGUUAUCUAUGAGUGGAUGAGGAGAGUGGGGUCAGAUGAGAGGUUAUCUAUGAGUGGAUGAGGAGAGUGGGGUCAGAUGAGAGGUUAUCUAUGAAUGGAUGAGGAGAGUGGGGUCAGAUGAGAGGUUAUCUAUGAAUGGAUGAGGAGAGUGGGGUCAGAUGAGAGGUUAUCUAUGAAUGGAUGAGGAGAGUGGGGUCAGAUGAGAGGUUAUCUAUGAAUGGAUGAGGAGAGUAGGGUCAGAUGAGAGGUUAUCUAUGAAUGGAAGGGAUUUGCCAUUAGAUGAGGAGAGUGGGGUUAUUAGACAUUUUAAAAGGGGAAUGGAACUCCAGGGGCGCUGUAAAAUGGCAAACCUUGCCGUGACACCACUCCCUGCAGGUGUCUCAGGGGGAGUUGGGAUAUGCAAAAACACAUUUCCAUUACAUCUUUGUACAAGUGUGUAACAGGACAAAUAUAAGCACCCCCCAAAUUAUUAUUAUGUGGCCUGGAGGCGGAUGUGUUGACCUCUGAUCUCAAUCUUCUUUGAUACUUAAUUUCCUUCUAACCCCUAGGUGACACCAGUCCAGUCAGCCUCUAUAAUAACCCAUAG